Danio aesculapii is the source of this 349-nucleotide messenger RNA. It is a transcript of the gene gnrh3, whose product is annotated as gonadotropin-releasing hormone 3. Gene Ontology annotation, biological process: multicellular organism development. Gene Ontology annotation, cellular component: extracellular region. The record is from RefSeq and is a predicted model, not a curated record. The transcript has 3 exons. Gene Ontology annotation, molecular function: hormone activity. Bases 3 to 287 code for a protein of 94 amino acids. NCBI's taxonomy places the organism in Eukaryota, Metazoa, Chordata, Actinopteri, Cypriniformes, Danionidae.
GCAUGGAGUGGAAAGGAAGGUUGCUGGUCCAGUUGUUGCUCAUAGUUUGUGUGUUGGAGGUCAGUCUUUGCCAGCAUUGGUCAUAUGGUUGGCUUCCCGGUGGGAAAAGAAGCGUUGGUGAAAUGGAGGCAACAUUCAGGAUGAUGGAUCCUGGCGACACAGUGCUGUCUAUUCCUGAUGACUCUCCAAUGGAGCAGCUUUCACCAAUACACAUAGUGAAUGAGGUGGACGCUGAAGGUUUGCCUCUGAAAGGACAGAGAUUUCCCAACAGACGGGGAAGAGUGUAAAAAUAUAAAUGAUGAAGCUGAUGAGAAUAAAAAUGACUUUUAUUCCAUGGGAGAGCAUGUUU